AGCCCGACGGGUCGGACGCGGCGGGGGAGGCGCGGUGACCGCCCCACGGCCCCACCGAGCGCCGUCCCGCCCCAGUUCCUCCGCCGAGGCCGGGGCCGGUCCCAGCACCGGGAGGAGAUGGUCCCCGACCGCCGCCGCUGGAGCCUGGGCUCCGUCCUGCUGCUGCUCGGGGGAACCCUGGCUGUCCGGGUCCAAAUCCAUCAGGAUUCGGUCAAUGGCACCGUGGGACAGUCCGUGCUCCUGAACAUCUCCUACAUGUUUGAUGAGGCCUCUCGCUUCCCACUGUCCAUUUGCUGGAUGUUCCAUAACUCCUCAAAGGUGAUCCUCACCUGCGCAGUGCAGAACUGCUCCCUGGAUGCUGGGGGGGCUCCCAGCAACUGCUCUGCAACAUGUUUCCCCCCCCCCCCGAAACGUGGCCGUGCUGAGCUCUUCCCCGAUAACGGGUCCCUGCUGCUGCGGGACCUGAAGCUCAGUGACAGCGGGGUUUAUGUUGUUACCUUCAAAGAGCCAUCCCAGAGCUGGCCCAUCACCCUGGUCGUGCACGAGCAGCGUUUCCCCCCUGAGCAUCCUGAUCCAUCAGCAGUCAGCCCGGGUGAAGAGCACGCCCUUCACUGGACAAUUGGAGUUUCUUCCUCAGUCGCCCUCCUGCUGCUGCUCCUGCUCUUCUGCUACCUCAGGCACCUGGCUCAGCAGAAGAAGAGGAGAAUCAUCAAACAGCAGCAGGUCUCAGGUGUGGAGGAGCCCCACAUGGAAAGCACUGUGGUGGGGGGCAUGGCGACCAUUUACGCCAGAAUCGGAGACAGCUUUGAACAGCCACAGACCAACAGACCAACAUCAGAGACUGUGUACACAUCCAUAACCCACCCUGAGCCUUCAGGACUGGACACAGCACUCUACCAUGUGGUGGUUUGACUGUGGGAGCCGCCUCAAAGAGGACCUUUGCAGAAGGUGGUCGUGCUUCAAAGCAGAGAGGAUGCCUUUGUGGCUGAUGCCCUCGGUGCUGCCCCUUCCAAGCCUGGGCUGAGGGGGAUUUGGAGCAACAGAGCACAGAAAUGCAAUCAUUUCCUCGAACUGCCAGCCCUCUCGAAUUUGAGGAAACAGCUGGUCUUGGUUUCUUCUUGAGGCUUUUUGAGAGCACAAAGAGACUCGGUGUGUGAUGGGUGAGAUGGAGGAGAAAGAUGCUCAAGGCAACGGCAAACCCACAGUUCACCCAUGGGAAGGUUGUUUCCAUAGACUCCCCUUUGCUUGAGGGGUAACAGAGAGCAUUAAAUGGAGUUUAAUCACGUGUCCCAGGUUCACUACCAGUGGUCUUGUCACAUUAAAAGGCUAGGUGAAGAUCCUUUGACCUGACAAGUUGUCCUUAUUUUUAUAAAUCUGGCAAGUAAUUGUUGAGCUGACUUCCUGCAAUGAAAUUUGCUUGUCAGUGGGAUCCCAGGGCAACAGGUUCCUCUGCUGUUGGUUUGAAACAUCCUUUUGAAGCACAAGGAGGUGGGGCUUUCUCUACAAUGGGUUU
This is a messenger RNA of Calidris pugnax (ruff), 1513 nucleotides long. RefSeq lists its product as uncharacterized. Lineage: Eukaryota; Metazoa; Chordata; Aves; Charadriiformes; Scolopacidae. The transcript has 5 exons. The record is from RefSeq and is a predicted model, not a curated record. The coding region runs from base 118 to 912 and encodes 264 amino acids.